Molecule: messenger RNA, 1368 nt
Organism: Beta vulgaris subsp. vulgaris (sugar beet)
Lineage: Eukaryota; Viridiplantae; Streptophyta; Magnoliopsida; Caryophyllales; Amaranthaceae
Exons: 3
Coding region: 1-1368 (455 amino acids)
Source: RefSeq, a predicted model, not a curated record
AUGGCAUGUCACCAAAUUGCCCUGACAAUCCUUUCUGGGGUGGUUCUUAUAACACCUUUUGCAGAAAAAGGUCUAAAAGAACAGAGGCAACCAGGUCAUCUGUCGGGGCAACCAAUUCCUAAAGGAAUUGCUAAUGCUUUCACUCUUCAAAGCGGUACACAAUAUGAUGUCCUACCUAUACCUACUGAUGAUUCCGUACCUCCAGUUCAGAAUGAUGCUUUGGCUGACAAUGAAGGUGAGGAUAGCUCCAGAACUGAAGUUGAGUGCGGGAAAGUGGAUGACGCAGAGAAACGCAAGGAGAAGGUUACUGAUUCUCCUACUGCACCACUACCUUUCCCCCAUAGGAUGCAAAAAUCAAAGGUCGAUCAACAACUUGGUAAAUUUAUGUCUAUGGACAAAAAUCUUGAGGUAACAAUUCCUUUCACUGAUUUAAUUUCUCAAGUACCUGUGUAUGCCAAGUUUCUGAAAGAUAUGAUCACUAAAAAGAGAGAUUUUGGUGGGAUAGAUAGGGUUGCUUUAACUGAAGAAUGCAAUGUUGUUCUGCAAAAUAAAAUUCCACCAAAACUAAAAGAUCCUGGUAGUUUUUCCAUCCCUUGUCAUGUGGGUGCUUUGUUUAUAGAUAAGGCUUUGUGUGAUCUGGGUGUUAGUGUAUCUGUUAUGCCUUUUUUAAUCUGUAAUAAACUGAACUUGGGUGCUUUAAAGUGCACACAGAUUACUCUGCAAAUGGCAGAUCGAUCUGUGAAAUAUCCUUUUGGUAUUCUAGAGGAUGUACCUGUUAGAGUUGAAAAAUUCUAUAUUCCUGUGGAUUUUGUAGUACUUGAUAUGGAAGAAGAUAGUCAAAUUCCCAUUAUUUUGGGUAUACCUUUUCUAUGUAUUGUUGGUGCUGUUAUUGAUAUAAAAUAUGGCUCUCUGACUUUGAGUGUUGGUGAUGAUACUAUUACUUUUAAGUUAACCAAUGAUAUUAAGUCUCCCAUGCUUGAGCACACAUGUUGUAGGAUUCACAUACUCGAUGAGAUCUAUGGAGUUAGUUUUUCACAAUUUCUGUCAGAUGAAUUAUUGGAAACAAGUCUUGAUCUGAAUGAUGACCUUGACAUUGAUACGGUAGCAGAUUGUAAGGUAAUGGAGACUAUUUGCUCUACUUCCGAACCACAAGUAAAGAAGUUAGAACUUAAACCUUUACCUUCUCACCUCCAAUAUGCAUUUCUUGAUGAUGCUGAGGAAUGUCCUGUGAUUGUAUGUACUAAACUCACAGAUAGCCAGCUUUCACAACUUCUUACAGUGCUUGGCAUGCACAAGAAGGCUAUUGGGUAUAGUAUUGAUGAUCUAAAGGGCAUUAGUCCUGAUUCUGCAUGCAUAGAAUUAACUUGA